UCAAUACUUCGAUGCAAAUCAAAGAUUUUAAGCCUUUUUGAGAUUCAAAAUCACCGCAUUGGGAAAUCUGGAUCAUCAAAUUUUUAUAUUAGGAUAUAAUUAUCAAGUCGAUUGUUCCAUCGCCCGCGGCAAUUCAAAUGGUUCAACGCAAUCCUCCAUCUCUACAUUUCAUGAAUAUACCAAAUGAGAUAUUUCAUCUGUAAUGGACCCAUUUCAAGAAAAAGGGAAAAUUACUGUUCUUGUGAUUGAAUGAAUCAAUGGCGGCCAUGACUGCUCAUUAAGCUCCACUGGCUGUCUCAUUCUCUUGGAGCUCAAAAUUCUUAAGAUCCCAUGCUAAGAUAUGUCAAAUUCGCGGAAAUCGAUCUUCUUCUUCUUCAUCUUGUUCCAGUUCUGCAACAUCAACUCCAUAUCAUCCUCAGAGCUCCAGUUUCCAUGUAAUCCGUCUCUUAAUAGUCCUUAUCCCUUCUGCAACAAGUCCCUCUCCGUCACAGUCAGAGCUCAGUCCAUAGUCUCCUUGCUUACUCUCGAAGAAAAGAUCCAACAGCUCUCAAAUAACGCCUCAGCCAUUCCUCGGCUCGGCAUUCCUUCAUACGAGUGGUGGUCCGAGGGGCUCCACGGCGUAGCCACCAACGGUCCCGGUGUGUCCUUCGUCGGCCCCAUAAGUUCGGCCACGACCUUUCCACAAGUCCUCGUCACUGCCGCUUCAUUUAACAGGACUCUAUGGUACUUAAUUGGGUCGGCGAUCGGAGUCGAGGCUAGAGCAAUGUUCAAUGUUGGGCAAUGUGGGUUAACCAUUUGGGCCCCUAACAUCAACAUUUUUAGGGAUCCCAGAUGGGGAAGAGGCCAGGAGACUCCCGGUGAAGACCCUAUGGUCGCCUCGGCUUAUUCGAUUGAGUUUGUGAGAGGCCUUCAGAGCGGGAAUUGGAGGAGAGAACGUGAAAUUGGUCCAAUGGAGGAAGAUGAUGGGAUGGAAAGCUUAAUGGUCUCCGCUUGCUGCAAGCAUCUUACUGCUUACGACUUGGAGAAAUGGAAGAAUUUCACUAGGUAUACCUUCAAUUCUGUGGUAACAGAGCAAGACCUUGUGGAUACAUAUCAACCACCAUUCCGAAGCUGUGUUCAACAAGGAAAGGCUAGCUGUUUGAUGUGUUCUUACAAUGCGGUUAAUGGGGUGCCUGCAUGUGCGAAGCCCGAGCUUCUUCAGAAAGCUCGAACUGACUGGGGCUUCAAAGGGUACAUCACCUCAGACUGUGAUGCAGUAGCUACUGUUUUUGAAUAUCAAAAUUACACCACCAACCGUGAGGAUGCUAUAGCUGAUGUUCUCAAAGCAGGAAUGGAUAUCAACUGUGGGACAUUCAUGCUUCGGAAUACUAAAUCCGCGGUCGAUCAGAGGAAGGUGAAAGAAGAAGAGAUAGAUCGUGCUCUCCUCAAUCUUUUCUCGGUUCGAAUCCGUCUUGGUCUGUUUGAUGGGGAUCCAAGAGAGGGGAAGUUUGGGGAGCUGGGAGCACAAAAUGUUUGCACUGAACAACACAAAACUCUGGCUCUUGAAGCUGCAAGGCAAGGAAUUGUGCUCUUGAAGAAUGAAAAUAGAUUUCUUCCAUUGAAUAAGAAUGCCAUUUCUUCGUUAGCUGUUAUUGGAUCUUUGGCUAACAAUGUGAGCAAUUUGCUUGGAGAUUAUGUAGGAGUUCCCUGCAGCCCAAUGAGUCCUCUUGAGGGAUUUCAAGAAUAUGUUGAAACGAUAUUCUUCGCAUCGGGUUGCCUCGACGUGUCUUGUGCAUCAGAUGAUGGAUUCGAUGAAGCAAUUCUUAUAGCCAAAAGAGCUGAUUUUGUAAUUGUAGUGGCUGGACUUGAUUUAUCUCAAGAACACGAAGAUCUAGACCGAGUUAGUCUUGUACUACCCGGUAAACAAAUGACCCUCAUAUCUUCCUUGGCAUCGGUAAGUAAGAAACCGAUCAUUCUCGUGCUCACCGGUGGCGGGCCACUCGAUAUAUCUUUAGCUAAAAAGGACUCAGGAGUUGCAAGCAUUCUUUGGAUCGGGUACCCCGGCGAAUCCGGUGGAAAAGCUCUAGCUGAAGUCAUCUUUGGAGACUACAACCCAGGUGGACGAUUGCCUAUAACAUGGUAUCCACAGUCAUUCACCAAUGUUCCUAUGAACGAUAUGCACAUGAGAGCCGACCCAUCUCGUGGUUACCCCGGUAGAACAUAUCGAUUCUACACAGGAGAUAGAGUAUAUGGAUUCGGACAAGGCUUGAGUUAUACAAGUUUCAAGUAUAAGUUGUUAUCAGCACCACAGAAGUUGAGUCUUUUAGGGAAUUUUAAGGCAAAGUCUAGCAAAAAGAUAGUAUCUCAUGUGAGUUAUAUGGAAGUUGAGGACGUAGAAUCCUGUGAUUUGCUGAGAUUCUACGUUAAGUUAUCAGUGGCCAACAUUGGUGAGUUUGAUGGGAGCCAUGUGGUGAUGCUGUUCUCUGAGUUUCCAAAGGUCUUGAGAGGCAGUCCUCAACGGCAGCUGAUUGGCUUUGAGCGCUUGCAUGUAGAGAGACAGCAAGCAGCUGAAAGCAGCAUAUUGGUGGAUCCUUGUAACCAUAUUAGUAUGGCUGAUGAAUAUGGAAAAAGAGUGAUGCCUCUUGGUGAUCAUAUAAUAAGCUUGGGAGAUUUAGAGCAUGUUCUUUCAAUUCAGGUCUUGUAAGUUCAUUUGUUGCUUUGUAAUCGUCUUACUAAAUUUACCUCAAUUGUGACAAUAUUAUUGUAAUAGCUC
Messenger RNA from Cucurbita moschata (crookneck pumpkin), 2752 nucleotides. Its product is annotated as probable beta-D-xylosidase 6. Gene Ontology annotation, cellular component: plant-type cell wall. NCBI's taxonomy places the organism in Eukaryota, Viridiplantae, Streptophyta, Magnoliopsida, Cucurbitales, Cucurbitaceae. Gene Ontology annotation, biological process: arabinan catabolic process; xylan catabolic process. The coding region runs from base 341 to 2683 and encodes 780 amino acids. The transcript has 6 exons. Gene Ontology annotation, molecular function: alpha-L-arabinofuranosidase activity; xylan 1,4-beta-xylosidase activity. The record is from RefSeq and is a predicted model, not a curated record.